Messenger RNA from Leptopilina boulardi, 3343 nucleotides. It is a transcript of the gene Clbn, whose product is annotated as ribosome quality control complex subunit NEMF homolog. Bases 316 to 3213 code for a protein of 965 amino acids. The transcript has 11 exons. Gene Ontology annotation, biological process: rescue of stalled cytosolic ribosome; ribosome-associated ubiquitin-dependent protein catabolic process. The record is from RefSeq and is a predicted model, not a curated record. Gene Ontology annotation, molecular function: ribosomal large subunit binding; tRNA binding. Gene Ontology annotation, cellular component: RQC complex. Lineage: Eukaryota; Metazoa; Arthropoda; Insecta; Hymenoptera; Figitidae.
AGAAUUUAUCGCAGUUUAAAUUUCUACCGAGACAUCAGUAAAUUUAAUCAAAUAUUUUGUCGCGUUUCGUGGCAAAAUCAGUGUUAAUUAAAUACUUCGAUAGUUGUAUAGAAUUUUUCGGGAUUAUCACUAAUAAAUAACAGCUGUUUUUUUUUUUUCAAAAAAAGGAAAACGCAGAAAAAUUGUUUUAACGAAUCUCUUUUAAUCGGAGUGUCAUCAUCUGUCAUGUAAUUUUUUAGUUUGCGAUUUUUAAUUUAAAAAAAACAAAAUUACUAAUUUAAUUAAUUUGCUAAGAGAAAUACAAAAAGAUUAAAAAUGAAGACGAGAUUUAAUACUUAUGAUCUUGUGAGCAUCAUCACUGAAUUACAACCAUUAAUUGGAAUGCGAGUGAAUCAAGUAUACGACAUUGAUCAUCGUACAUAUUUAAUACGUUUGCAAAGAAAUGAAGAAAAACGUGUUUUAUUAAUUGAAUCGGGAAAUCGAUUUCACACAACAGCAUUUGAAUGGCCAAAAAAUGUUGCCCCAUCUGGAUUUUCAAUGAAGAUGAGAAAACAUUUGAAAAAUAAACGAUUAGAAAGUUUAAAGCAAAUUGGCGCUGAUCGAAUAGUUGAUUUUCAAUUUGGAAGUGGCGAAGCUGCUUAUCAUAUUAUUUUAGAAUUAUACGAUCGCGGUAAUAUUAUUCUCACCGAUUAUGAGAUGACAAUUUUAAAUGUUCUCAGACCUCACACUGAAGGCGAUAAAAUUAGAUUUGCAGUACGAGAGAAAUAUCCAUUAGAUCGUGCACAUAAGGAAACAAUGCCAGAAUUUGAAGAAAUAAAAAAACGUCUCCAAAAUGCAAAACAAGGAGAGCCAUUGAAAAAAAUAUUAAAUCUACUUCUUGAAUUUGGUGCCUCAUUAAUUGAUCAUGUUCUAUUGAAAGCUGGUUUUAUAAAUUGUAAAAUUGGACAAAAUUUUCAUAUUGAGAAUGAUUUACCAAAAUUACAUUCAGCACUCAUGGAAGCUGAAUUAAUUCUCAAUGAUGGGAAAAAAAUAAUUUCCAAAGGUUAUAUAGUACAAAAAAAAGAGACAAAAAUUACAGCCGAUGGUAAUGAGGAAUUUAUCUAUGCAAAUAUUGAAUUUCAUCCAUAUUUAUUUGAACAAAUUAAAAAUCAAACAUGUAAAGAAUUUGAUACAUUUGAUAAUGCUGUUGAUGAAUAUUUUUCAUCAAUGGAGGGACAAAAAUUGGAAUUAAAAGUAUUGCAACAAGAGCGUGAUGCAUUGAAAAAAUUGGAUAAUGUAAGAAAAGAUCAUGAUCAACGUUUAAUUUCGUUGACAAAAACACAGGAUGUUGAUAAACAAAAGGCUGAAUUAAUUGCUAGAAAUCAAGAAUUGGUUGACGGUGCAAUAGUUGCUGUGCAAAGUUUAUUGGCACAUCAAUUUUCAUGGCCGGAUAUUGAGGCAUUGGUGAAAGAAGCACAGGAUCGUGGUGAUCCAAUUGCUCAACAUAUUAAACAAUUGAAAUUACAGACAAAUCAUAUUUCAUUAUUGUUAACGGAUCCAUAUAAUGAGGGCGAUGAUGAUGAUAAUGAGGAAAAUGAAAAUAAUGCCAGUGGAUCAGAAUUAAAAUCAAUGAUUGUUGAUAUUAAUUUGGCGCACAGUGCAUUUGCAAAUGCAACAAAAUAUUAUGAUUUAAAACGUACGGCAGCGAAGAAACAGCAAAAAACAAUUGAAUCACAAGGAAAGGCAUUAAAAUCGGCUGAGAGAAAAACAAAACAAACUUUAAAGGAAGUACAAACAAUUCACAGUAUCAAUAAAUUACGUAAAGUUUAUUGGUUUGAGAAAUUUUAUUGGUUUAUAUCGUCGGAAAAUUAUUUGGUAAUUGGCGGAAGAGAUCAACAGCAAAAUGAAUUAAUUGUAAAACGUUAUUUACGCGCUGGUGAUGUUUAUGUUCACGCUGAUUUAACGGGAGCGAGUUCAGUGGUGAUUAAAAAUCCCAAUGGUGCUCCAAUUCCACCGAAAACUCUCGCUGAAGCCGGAACAAUGGCAGUGACUUACAGUAUUGCUUGGGAAGCAAAAGUUGUUGCAGGCGCUUGGUGGGUAAAUAAUGAUCAAGUAUCAAAAACUGCGCCAACUGGUGAAUAUUUAACGACCGGUUCGUUUAUGAUUCGUGGGAAAAAAAAUUAUCUUCCACCGUGUCAAUUGGUGAUGGGUUUGGGUUUUAUGUUCCGCCUCGAGGAAAGUUCAAUAGAGCGGCACAAAGACGAAAGAAAAGUGAAAUCAAUUGACGAUGAGAAUGAGGAAACAUUUGUUGAAACGGAAAAAGAAAUUGAAAUUGAAGAAGGAGACGACGAAGAAGAUAAUUGCGAGCAGGAAAAAUUGGAUGCAAUUCAAGAAGUGAAUGAAGGAGAACAAUGUCGAGAAGAAAAAAAUGAAGAAGAAAGUAGCGAUGAUGAAAAUUCUCUAUUUCCGGAUACGAAAAUAAAAAUCGAUCUCUCAGGAUCAAAAAUGCAUCUAAGAGUCGACAACGCAAAACCGUUGACGAAACAACAAAACGAGGAAGUGAUGAUUGAUGAGAAACCCCAAAGAAUUGUGCAAAAGAAACAAAAAGGAAAUUUUGAAAAUAGACCCACGGAAAAAUUGGAGAACGAAGAGGAAAAACCAAAGCCACAAGCAUUGAAGAGGGGACAAAAGGGGAAAUUGAAGAAAAUUAAAGAGAAAUACAAGGAUCAAGAUGAAGAAGACCGACGACUUUUAAUGGCAGCUCUACAGUCGGCGGGCGCAGCGAAAGAGGAUAAAAGAAAAAAUCGUCAAAAAGAUCCCUCGGGACCGAAGCAACAGAAGAAGAAAAAUAUCCCACCGAAAAGAAAACCAAUUGAACAAAAUUUGGAAAUUGGCGAAAAUAUUGAGGAAGAAGAUUUAGGACCGGCUCCUGAGAUUGAUAUGUUGGAUCAAUUAACUGGAAAGCCAGUCGAAGAAGAUGAACUUCUCUUUGCUGUUCCAAUAAUUGCGCCAUACAAUACUUUAACUAAUUACAAAUUUAAAGUGAAAUUAACGCCUGGCACGGGAAAAAGAGGGAAAGCGGCAAAAACAGCAGUUGCCGUAUUUUUAAAGGACAAAACAAUAACAUCACGUGAAAAAGAUUUAAUAAAAUCCGUAAAAGACGAAACAAUCGCAAGAAAUAUUCCCGGUAAAGUGAAAAUUAGUGCUCCACAAAUUCAGAAAGUGAAGAAAUAAUUUUUUUUUUCCCCAAAUUUCAAAUUAUAUUUUAUAGAAAUUUAUUUAUUACUUCUGAUAAAAAAGGGUAAUUUUGUAAAUAUUGCAUCUAUUUUCCUCUUGAAAAAUAAAAAAAAAAAUUAAAAACAAA